AAAUGUUCACAGGAAGGGGGGCGGAUUAUUGGGGCUUGGCCUUUCCCCCCACCACCCCUUUGUCCUUCUGGGUUUCUAUAAAAGCAACGCUGCCUUUGGUUCCUUCCCAUUUCAGUACACAGCAGCAGUAGCAGUAGCAACAGCAACACACACACACAACAACAAAUCAUCCCUUCUCUCCUCCUCCUCUUCACCCCUCCCAAACCUAUAACACAAUCAUGCGUGCUAUUCUCGCCGCCGCCCUUCUCGCCACCGCCGUAUCGGCUGCGCCAUCCCGCUACUCGUCCAACAACUACGGCUACCAAGAGCACUACGAGCCAUGCAAACAUGCUCAAAAGCAGACUUGGUGGGACAAUAAUGGUGUAGAGUACGGAUGGGACAACUACGCCAACAAGGCUUGCUUGGUCGUCAAGGAGCACAAUUACUACAACGACUAUAAGCAGGACUACCACAACGAUUACAAGCACAAUGAGUACAAGAACGAUUACAAGAACGAUUACAAGAACGACUACAAGAACGACUACAAGAACGACUACAAGUCGCACAACUCGUACUUUGCACCCGCCGUUCGUCCCUACUACGCUGCACCAUACGCGGCCAACAGCUACGAGUCUUACUGCGAUGCCAAAUACCAGGACAAGAGCUACAACGAGUGCAAUGAGUCUUACGAAUACGCCAAGAAGAACUACUGCAAACAGUACGGUUCCAGCGGAACCAAGCACGGUGAUUGUAUCACGGAGCUUUCCAAGAAGAAGGACGAGUGCGUCAAGUCGAUUGACCACCACAAGUCUUACUGCUGGGACAAAAAGUACCUUCCAGAGGGAGGUUACUACGAGACUCCCAAGAACGACUAUUACGAAGAACCCAAGAAGGAUUACUACGAGGAACCCAAGAAGGACUACUACGAAGAGCCCAAGAAGGAUUACUACGAAGAGCCCAAGAAGGACUACUACGAAGCUCCCAAGAACGACUACAAACAGGACUACUACGAGGCCCCAAAGAGUUCUUACCUGCGCCACCCUGCUGCAUACGAGCAACCUAAGCAGGACUACUACAAGCCUGAAAACCAAUACUACGAAGCCCCCAAGCAGUCUUACUACGAAGAGCCCAAGAAGGACUACUACGAAGAACCCAAGAAGGACUACUACGAAGAGCCCAAGAAGGACUACUACGAGGCGCCCAAGAAGGACUACUACGAGGCGCCCAAGAAGGACUACUACGAGGCGCCCAAGCAACACUACGAGGGCGGCAAGACCUACGACUGCUCUAGCGCCAAACAUUACUUCGACUCUACGGGCUCCCCUACUUUGAAGCAAUGCGCAUCCCUUGCUUGCAGCCCUGGCCAGACUUCCGACUACAUCCAGCGUGCAUUAUACCAAUGCUAUGCACUUGAACAGGCUGCCAAGCGCAACAACGGUGGCUACCUUCCCAAGGGAUGGUAAAUAGGUUAUUCUGCUGAGCGAGAUGCAAGGGUGGAUGUAAAUACUGUUGGAUAACCGGUUAGUGGAUCUUAUGUAAAGUGGGUCGUGCUUUGGGCAAGCUAGAGUGUCGGCUAGUGAAGUUAGACAUGAAGUGGACGGACAUUGGAGGAAAUGGCUCUUUCUGUGUUAUUGUUCUCUACCACUGUUGUAAAGUGGCCCAAUGUUGGAAAGUUUCCAAAUACACAUUCUUUUUUCUAUUUGAACAUAUUGCGCAA
Messenger RNA from Spizellomyces punctatus DAOM BR117, 1696 nucleotides. RefSeq lists its product as uncharacterized. The record is from RefSeq and is a predicted model, not a curated record. The transcript has 2 exons. Lineage: Eukaryota; Fungi; Chytridiomycota; Chytridiomycetes; Spizellomycetales; Spizellomycetaceae. The coding region runs from base 219 to 1442 and encodes 407 amino acids.